ACUUAACGCCUAACGGUAAGCAAUGGAUUGCUAAGAACACCUAAAUGCAUGCCCUUAAUAUUAUCCUAUCACCAAAAAAUUAAAAAAAAAAAAAUACAAACAAAAGAGUCAUCACCAACAACAAUACAGCAAAACCACCAGUCCAAGUCAAAAUAUAUCCCACCCUUCAUCCUCACUCCUUUACAAGUAUAUAUCUUACCUUUCCUCUGCAUUUUGUCAGGGCUUCUACUCUCUUUUCCCCUCUCUCUCUCCAGAUACAUUUCUAGCCUUUCGUUUGCCUCAAACAUGCACCCACACGAGCACACCCAGCAGGUACAAAAGGUGGAGUUCACAACAAAAAAGAAAACAAUGAGAAAACCUUGUUGUGACAAGGAAAGCAUAAAUAAAGGUGCUUGGUCCAAGCAAGAAGACCAAAAGCUCAUUGACUACAUCCGAGUUCAUGGUGAAGGCUGUUGGCGUUCCAUUCCCAAAGCUGCUGGGCUGCAUCGUUGCGGCAAAAGCUGUAGGCUGAGAUGGUUAAACUACUUACGACCAGACAUCAAACGUGGAAUCUUUGCUGAAGAUGAGGAAGACCUCAUCAUCAAACUCCAUGCCCUCCUUGGUAACAGGUGGUCACUAAUUGCUGGAAGGUUGCCUGGGAGGACAGACAAUGAGGUGAAGAACUAUUGGAAUUCUCACAUCCGAAGAAAACUAAUAAAGAUGGGAAUUGAUCCAAAUAACCAUAAGCCACACCAAAGCUUCCCUCGUUCUCAUGCUUCAACUGAGGGUGCAUCAACAUCUGAGUCCAUGAACAAAGUCCCUUUCUUCAAAUCCAGUGGUGUAGCUGCCAGUGAUCAUAGGAUUUCGUUCACAAAAGAAGAAACAGCAAUUAUUUCAUCUUCAUCACCCCCUUUGAAUCUUGAUCUUACAAUUGCUUUACCUUCGCCUAUGCUUCGUGCUGCGGAAGAAUAAAAGCCUAUACAUUAAAAUUCUGAGUCCGCCAAGACAUGGGGCAUGGAUGUAUAGAUCUAGAUCUCAACUGUUAGUUCGUACUUGUUGGCAAGACUGUUACCAGUAUUGCAUGUUUGUUACAAAUUAAUUUUGAAGAAAUAAUCAUUUUUUAAAGCACUUCAAGAAAAAAGUUUUUUUUUUA
Messenger RNA from Glycine soja, 1132 nucleotides. RefSeq names its product myb-related protein 308-like. Bases 49 to 951 code for a protein of 300 amino acids. The transcript is spliced from 3 exons. The record is from RefSeq and is a predicted model, not a curated record. NCBI's taxonomy places the organism in Eukaryota, Viridiplantae, Streptophyta, Magnoliopsida, Fabales, Fabaceae.